Molecule: messenger RNA, 954 nt
Organism: Brienomyrus brachyistius
Lineage: Eukaryota; Metazoa; Chordata; Actinopteri; Osteoglossiformes; Mormyridae
Gene: epdl2
Product: ependymin-like 2
Exons: 6
Coding region: 153-797 (214 amino acids)
Biological process (GO): cell-matrix adhesion
Cellular component (GO): lysosome; extracellular region
Molecular function (GO): calcium ion binding
Source: RefSeq, a predicted model, not a curated record
GGUUGUGUGCACCUUUAACAGGCAUAACGGUAACGAUUCACAUGACUCACGGUAGGAUGAAGAAAGAACGUGAACUUUGGAUUCACACGUCCUGCAUAUAAUGGGAGGGUUUCGAGUCAGGGGACACAGUCCGUCUCGGAACGCCGGAUAGCAUGCAGGCCCUCAGCCUCCUCGCCGUCUGCCUGUGCCUGGUGGCUGUGAUGACGGAGAAACCUCAUCCUUGCAAAUCACCUCCUCUAAUGGUUGGAAGACUUACUGUUGUAUACCCCGAAGGGAAAUUCGUAGCAUAUGAGCGGUUCAGCUAUGACGCCCUGGGCCGGCAGAUCCGCGUCAGAGCUGUGACGGUCGACCACAACCAGACCUCCUUCGUGGACGUGCUCCUGCUCUUCAGAGAGGGGGUCUCCUAUGAGAUUUCGUACCAAAACCAAACCUGCAAGAAGGCGCCCCUGAAGACUCCCUUCCCGCCAAUAGAGAUCCCCCACGACGCCCAGCUGCAGGGGGAGGUGGUGCUGGGAAGUUCCUCUGCCCCUGGCAUGGGGGUGCUGGUCAACGACUGGGUGGGCGCUGUACCAGAGCAGAAGGCAAAAUACCAGCUGAUUUUCACCGAAUUCGGCUGCCUUCCCAUAACUUCCAUAAACCAUAUCGAAGACGUGGGACUGAUUCUCACGAGUUUCUACGACCUGGUGAUCGGGAUCGAGGACCCAGAUGAGUUCAUCCCUCCGCCUUUCUGCGACAAAGCAGAACUUCAGCAGACGGAGAGCAGGAAGGUGAAGGACUUCCUCAGGUUCUUCAUUUGAGAACAAUCCAAAAAUGUAUUGUUGCUAUGGAAAAUAAAGGCCUUAAAUAUCUAUUUUUACUACUACUACCAGUGUCCCGCUAAUAUUAAACAUACAGCACUGAAAGUAAAAUACUGACUCGAAACAAGCAUUAAUAAACAAAACUUACUAAUUACAA